This is a messenger RNA of Cottoperca gobio, 2171 nucleotides long. RefSeq lists its product as uncharacterized. Gene Ontology annotation, cellular component: plasma membrane. Bases 30 to 1973 code for a protein of 647 amino acids. The transcript is spliced from 11 exons. Gene Ontology annotation, molecular function: Wnt receptor activity; Wnt-protein binding. NCBI's taxonomy places the organism in Eukaryota, Metazoa, Chordata, Actinopteri, Perciformes, Bovichtidae. The record is from RefSeq and is a predicted model, not a curated record. Gene Ontology annotation, biological process: non-canonical Wnt signaling pathway; canonical Wnt signaling pathway.
CAGGGCAGUUCCUCACAUUACUGAGAGCCAUGAAGCAUUUGGUCUUAGUGGUUUUGUGUUUGCUGCCGUCUCUGCAGCCGGCUCACAGCAGGACAAACUGCAAGCCGGUGACCUCCAGCUUUUGUCAGGGUUUGGGGUACACCACUACCCUCCAUCCGACCGGAGCAACGGGCUUCAACCUGCAGCAGACGGGUCAGAUUGUGGCGACCGCUUGCUCUCCGAACAUCGCCACAGUCAUGUGCCGUGUCGUUGUGCCCGAGUGCGACUCGGAGAAUAACAGCCGGAUGAAGCCGUGCCGAGCUCUCUGCGAGAAGGUCAAGACCGACUGCGAGUCGACCCUCAAAGCCAAGAGGUUGAUCUGGCCGACGAGACUCCGGUGUGAAGAUUUACCAGCGUCUAACUGUGUGCAGGGUCAAGACACCGCUGUAACCCAAACCUCCUCUGCAACAUGUGAGGAAAUCCGUGUCCCUCUCUGCAGAGACCAGCCGUACACUGAGACCGUGCUGCCUAACAUUCUGGGCCACACAACUCAGGAGGAUGCCGGCCUGGUUAUAGCCACGUAUUCACCCCUGAUACAAGUGGAGUGCUCCCCUCAUCUGAAGCCCUUCUUGUGCUCCAUCUACAUUCCUAAGUGUGUGUCGGGAACACCUCGCACUCCCUGCAGGACGCUCUGCGAGCAGGCGAGGUCCGGCUGUGAAUCACUGAUGAACAAGUAUGGCCUCCUGUGGCCAGAGGCCCUCAGGUGUGAAGCGUUUACCACAGAGUCCUGUGAACACAAUCAAGACUUCAGUUUAACCCAAACCUCCUCUGCAACAUGUGAGGACAUCAGUGUCCCUCUCUGCAGAGACCUGCCGUACACUCAGACUGUCCUGCCUAACAUUCUGGGCCACAGCAAGCAGGAGGAUGCCGGCCUGGAGAUACAUCAGUUUUUCCCGAUGGUAAAGAUGGGGUGCUCCCCUCAUCUGAGGCCCUUCUUGUGCUCCAUGUACAUUCCUGAGUGUGUGUCGGGAAUACCUCGCCCUCCCUGCAGGACGCUCUGCGAGCAUGCACGGUCCGGCUGUGAGCCACUGAUGGCAAAGUUUGGAUUCCAGUGGCCAGAAGCCCUCAGGUGUGAAGCGUUAACCACAGAGUCCUGUGAACACUACGGAGUGGGCAGCAGCGGGGGCGUCUGUGAGCCCAUCACCAUACCCAUGUGCCAGGGCCUCUCCUACAAUCAGACCAUCACUCCAAACCUCCUGGGACACACGAGCCAAAGAGAAGCAGUGGUGAAGAUGUCCUUUUUCAACGCCAUGGUGCAAACUAUGUGCUCGGUGGACGUGCGCCUGUUCGUGUGCAUGGUGUACGCCCCCCAGUGUGUGGCGGGGGAAGUGCAGCGGCCCUGCAGGUCUUUCUGUGAGAGGGCCAAACGGGGCUGUGAGCGUGUGAUGAGCAGCUUUGGCGUUUCCUGGCCAAAUGAUCUGCGGUGCAACUCGUUCCCAGAGGAAAUGUGCGUCUCAGAAGACAGCAGGCCUGAUACGCUGAAUGCUGAAGGCGUUGUCGCUAGGCUGAACGCCGGGGGAUACUCUGUCCGUGGCAAAUCCCUGAGUCUGAUGACGGCCCGCCUCCUGUUGACUCUCAUGGACGCAGACCGGACUGGAGACCUGGACGUGGUGGAGGUCUUCAAGCUGGAGCACUAUGUGGCUGUUGUCCGAAGGGAGUAUGUUGAGAGCUACGAGAGCAGGACCCCGCCCUCUGUCACACAAACCCAAAUGAAGAAGGCUCUGUCUGCCCGCGAUAUCGAGUUAGACGAUGAAACCUUCCGUGUGCUUUGGCUCGGGUACAGAGGGGGCAUCGACUACGACGACUAUGUGGCCGUCACCACAAAACUGCAGAUCCUCAGAGAACGUUUCAAUGCUCAUCUGCUGACAUUACCGUGUGACUGCCAAGUGGCCAGCUUCUCUUUCAAGCAGUUCAUGAAAUCAGCCAUAAUCUGAGGAUCAAAGCGAAGCUGAAUGGAGGACGAAUGUUGUCUUUAGUAGCGUUUAGUGUUUGUAGCUGUAGAGACCUUAUAUGUGGUCAUGUAUCAUUUUAUCAUCAUUAACAAAACUUUAUUGUUCAAGUGCAGAAACACAAAAACACUGAAGUUCAGCUGUCGUCUGGAGAUAAGUGUGUUUUCAGAUCACAGAUGUGAA